AGGAGCGGGGCCAAGUUAAGAGCGGCUGGCGCGGCAGAGCUCGGCGCCCGAGGUUUUGGUAUGAACAGGAUUCGGAUUCACGUCUUGCCAACCAAUCGGGGGAGGAUCACCCCAGUGUCCAGAUCUCAGGAGCCCCUGUCGUGUUCCUUCACUCAUCGCCCAUGCUCUCAACCUCGUCUCGAGGGGCAAGAGUUUUGCAUUAAGCAUAUCCUUGAAGACAAGAAUGCACCCUUCAAGCAGUGUAGUUAUAUAUCGACGAAGAAUGGAAAAAGAUGUCCCAGUGCUGCCCCAAAGCCAGAGAAGAAAGAUGGGGUGUCCUUCUGUGCUGAACAUGCCCGUAGGAAUGCCCUGGCACUUCAUGCUCAAAUGAAGAAGACCAACCCAGGGCCUAUGGGUGAAACACUCUUGUGCCAGCUGAGCUCAUAUGCUAAGACAGAGCUGGGGUCUCAGACUCCAGAAAGUAACCGCAGUGAAGCCAGCCGAAUACUGGAUGAAGACAGCUGGAGUGAUGGGGAGCAGGAACCCAUUACUGUGGAUCAGACUUGGAGAGGUGACCCUGACAGUGAAGCUGAUAGCAUAGACAGUGAUCAAGAAGAUCCCCUAAAACAUGCUGGUGUCUACACAGCAGAAGAAGUGGCUCUGAUUAUGCGUGAGAAGCUAAUUCGUUUGCAAUCUUUGUACAUUGAUCAGUUUAAACGACUUCAGCAUCUGCUCAAGGAGAAGAAGCGCCGGUACUUACAUAAUCGCAAAGUGGAACAUGAAGCUCUAGGUAGUAGUCUCCUGACUGGCCCAGAGGGACUUUUGGCCAAAGAACGAGAAAACUUGAAGCGAUUAAAGUGUCUCCGGCGAUACCGCCAGCGCUAUGGAGUGGAAGCCUUACUACACAGGCAGUUGAAGGAACGCAGAAUGCUGGCCACAGACGGUGCCGCCCAACAGGCCCAUACUACUCGUUCCAGUCAGAGGUGCUUGGCCUUUGUGGAUGAUGUUCGUUGUUCCAAUCAGUCUCUUCCAAUGACCAGACACUGCCUUACCCAUAUUUGUCAGGAUACCAAUCAGGUUCUCUUCAAAUGCUGCCAGGGAUCUGAAGAGGUACCCUGCAACAAACCAGUUCCUGUAAGCCUCUCUGAGGAUCCCUGCUGCCCACUGCAUUUCCAGUUGCCUCCCCAGAUGUAUAAGCCGGAGCAGGUACUGUCUGUGCCAGACGAUCUGGAAGCCGGCCCCAUGGAUCUGUACUUGAGUGCUGCUGAGCUUCAGCCCACUGAGAGUUUACCUCUGGAGUUCAGUGAUGACUUGGAUGUUGUUGGUGAUGGUAUGCAGUGCCCUCCUUCACCCUUGCUUUUUGAUCCUUCAAUAACCCUUGAAGAUCAUUCAAUCAAAGAAAUUGCUGAAGGCCCUGUGGAUAUCUUGGGCCAGAUGCAGAUGGCUGGGGAUGGGUGCAGAUCCCAGGGAUCUCGAAAUUCUGAGAAAGCCUCUGCACCAUUGCCUCAAAGUGGAUUGACUACUGCAAAUGGGAAGCCAGAACCCCCUUCUAUCAGUUGAUAGUGUGUUUGGGGGACCGUUUGACUUUGGUGGAUUUAAAUUUCUCAUUCUUCAAACAAGUGUUUCUCUGAUCAUCUCUCACUAAACAAGGGCAACCCAGACUACCUUGUUUUUCUUCUGGAUUGAGUGCUGUAGUUAAACAUACAACCAAAUAUGGAGAGAAUGGACCAAUAGUUUUCAAAAGUCACGGCUUCUUCUCACUCUGAGAAAGAAAGAGUGGUAAUUCUUGUCAAAGCUUCUGGGAUUGAGUAUUUGGGACUAUGCCUAAGGGGAAAGAGACAUCUUUGUAAUGGGAUUUCCUAAGUCAUGGACAGGAAUCCACAUAGGUGGCCAGGUGGGAGCUAUCUCUGAGUAGUGCCCUUGAGAUAUGUCUGGUUAUCGAAAGCGCUACAUUUUAGCCUGCCUUCACCUUCGAUUAAUUGGGUAGUCUGAACCCCUUUCCCCAUUAAACUCUGACUUUUAUCCUGUGAGAAAAUAGCCCACAGGACUGGGCCCUUCUUAAUUACCUAUCUUGCUUCUAACCUGUGUAAAUUUCUGUGGUGGCUGUCUUAUGUAAGAUACAGUAAAAAUUUAUUGUAUAUAGUUUCUAUUAAAUGUUGAAGGAAAUGUUAUGAAAAUGUAAAACAAUUAUCUGAAUUGGAUGCAUAUUUUGUUUGUAUUUGAGAAUGUCAUUUCUGGGUUUUAGAGACCUGUCUCUGAUGGGAAAGGGAAAAUGGGACACACAAUAAUUCUAUCCCAGGAAGUAAAUAAAUGUUCAGUGGCUCGUUUUGGUUUUGGUUUGAAAGAUAAGGUAAAAACCUGGAAGAAGUAAAUGAGAAGGGGCAGGACUUGUUAAAGCCAACUAGUUUUAAAUAUCUUCCUUCUUUUCACCCUCUACUCUGUGUCCCUUACUCCUGCUCUCAUUUAUUUCUCACAGUUAAAGCCAUCUCAGGGAAGUUGAGCCUGAUGCUGGAUCAGCAAGAUAGAUAUAGAUAGGCAUUGUCAAGAUUAUUUUGAUGCUAAAUCUUAGGGUAGGGUUAUAAUAGAAGUUAAGUUAGGGUUAAGCUUGAAGUUGUCUGUUACUAUAAUGCGUUAUGACAAGUAGUCCAAAAGAUUACUUUCUGUAAGAACUGAAGUGAGUACACAAGGGUUGAUACAGUUAUACCAUCAUCAAGAAUUUUAUUUACAUCCAGAGAAUGAAUGGUCAGAACUCAUAGAAGUCCCAUCAGAUGAACUGAGUAGGUCAUCUUUAAUAGAUCUUCCCAUGGUUUGGUUUGUGGUUCCCACUGCUUUUUGGUUUCUCUAGUACUUUUUAUGCUUUAUCCACAAAGAUGAGCAUUACUUAGACAGCUAUGAGAAUGGACAUGACUCAACAGGAUUACAGAUUACAUAUCCUCUUCCCGUUUUUUAAAGAAGUGAUCUGCAGAACACUGGUAUACAGAUCACCCAAGGUGAUUGUUAAGAAGUAAACAGGCCCAUACCACUUUCUGGGGUAUGAAGUCCAGGGAAUCUGUAUUCUUAACACCCCUGAAAUUCUUACAGCAACUCAAGUUCACAAACCCAUCUAUGGUGAGUUUUGAGAAGGCCUUAUAUAGCUACCAUUUUCUUCCAAGGUCCUGGCUCUUACUAGUCACAGGGAAGAUAGGAGGGUUGGCCUCAGACUGUAAAAAUAUUGGCCCUGCUAAUGGAGUCCCCAAGCAAAAGUUGCCUGUUAGAAAAAAAUGGCCUAAUGGCCCUAUUGUGCUCAGUCAUUAGUAGCAGCCUGAGUGAAGUGUGAUAACUUGGUAGAUUCAAAGGUGAGGAAGCUGAAGGCUGUCGGUUAACUCUAGGGCUGGUUUUCUUGAAAUCUGGGUGGUAUACCAUACCUCCAUGGCUACUAUGGUUUGGUCUUUGUGUUAGAUCUACUUUUCUCAGGCGUGUUCAUGAUUCCUGAGGAGCCUCUUUUAGGAGAAGCUUGGGACAAAUCACAACUCCUAUUGCUAUAGUUUGUCUGAAGGCCACAAAGGGUAGACAUCCGCAGAAUACUAGCAUACAGGUCCCACUCCACUAAACAUUCUAAAUCUCCUUUGUCCUUGCAUAUGGAUGGUAGGUCCUGGCUUACCUGGUCAUGUGAACCUACUUCAUUCAUAAGGUUCCCCACCCCCAGGCCAAGACCCGGCAAGGCUGCAGACAAGGGGUCUUGAGUGUUCGGUAGUACCUUUCUCAGGCCAGGGUUGCUGCACAUUUUUAUUGUGUGAGGGAGUACCAACCUGCACCUGUGGUAGACAGAAUAAUCCUGUAAAGGUGUCCAUAUUCCAAUCCCUGGGACCUGUGAAUAUGUACCUGCCUUGGUGUCCUUGAGGAAUAGUAUCAUAUUAGGGGCUUGAUGUUGGUCUCUGUUGCUGGCUGGUGAGACAUCUGGAGGGGGCAGGAGCUAGUUGGUAUGUAAGAGUCCAUGCCAGCCUAGCCUCCAUCUGUCACUGUGUCUACUUCACUUAUGUGCCUGUCCUAGCUCUGGGGUGGCGGAUGAUGAAGGCUGGCUAACAUUAAAUGACCAAAUCAUUUUGUCCA
Lemur catta (Ring-tailed lemur) is the source of this 4068-nucleotide messenger RNA. It is a transcript of the gene KANSL2, whose product is annotated as KAT8 regulatory NSL complex subunit 2. Gene Ontology annotation, cellular component: NSL complex. Lineage: Eukaryota; Metazoa; Chordata; Mammalia; Primates; Lemuridae. The record is from RefSeq and is a predicted model, not a curated record. The transcript is spliced from 10 exons. The coding region runs from base 61 to 1539 and encodes 492 amino acids.